Molecule: messenger RNA, 240 nt
Organism: Suillus plorans
Lineage: Eukaryota; Fungi; Basidiomycota; Agaricomycetes; Boletales; Suillaceae
Exons: 2
Source: RefSeq, a predicted model, not a curated record
AUCAAACGUACUCCCGACAUAUUUCUAUCUGAACUACGAAGUGCACUACAGGAGGUGAGGGGUAUUGAGGUAUCCCUUGCCACUAUCGAACGAAUGCUGCAUAGGCAUGGUUUGUCACACAAGCGGGUAACUAGAACUGCAAUCGAGCGCAACGAAGACAAACGCGACCAAUAUCAAAUUUUCAUUGCUGAGAAUUUCUGUCCUGAUCAGCUCGUCUUUGUAGAUGAAUCUGCCUGUAAC